AUGAUGUGGCUCAUGGAGAAGUCCUGUUCCGAGGUGAUCUGUGCUCCUGUUUGGAUAACUCUUAGCUUCCUAGGGUGCCAUGCUGCUAAACGGAAUGUCAGGCUGACACUCAUCAAGGCAAGGGCAAACAGAUGUCCAGGAGACCGGGGGCAGACGACCAUCUAUGCAAAGUUUGGCAAAAAUGUUUAUCUUCCUGAAGAUGCUGAGUUUUAUUUUAUUUAUGAUGGGUCUCAUCAGAGGCACGUCGUGAUUGCCCAGCGCGUCGAGGAUAAUGUUCUCCAAUCCAGCAUUCCAGGCCACCAACUUCAGGAAACUGUGACAGUGUCUGUGUGCCUCUGCUCAGAAGGUUACUCGCCAGUGACCAUGGGUUCUGGCUCAGUGACCUAUAUGGACAACCUGGCCUGCAGGCUGGCCCGCUUGCUGGUUACCCAGGCUGACCGCCUCACAGCUUGUAGCCACCAGACCCUGCUGACCCCGUUUGCCCUGCCACCGGGAGCACUGCUUGCCUUGGAUGAGGAACUCGUGCUAGCUCUGAGCCAACUGGAGCUGCCUCUAGGUUGGACGGUCCUGGGAAAUUCUUCACUUGAAG
Molecule: messenger RNA, 589 nt
Organism: Castor canadensis (American beaver)
Lineage: Eukaryota; Metazoa; Chordata; Mammalia; Rodentia; Castoridae
Source: RefSeq, a predicted model, not a curated record